UUAAUUUUGUUGGUGGACCUGCCUCUAUACGAGGAGCAGGUUGAGCAUUUUUAGCGGAAAAUACAUUAGCUACGGCAGGUUUCAGUGAUUUAUGGUUUCAUAUCUGUGAAACAAAAUAACUAAACGUGGCGAAAGCAUCUGGCAGUAGCUUGUGCUUUAUUUAACACAUCAUGGAAAUAACAAUUGAUCACAUUCGCAAUAAACUGACAACGGAAAUUGGAGCCGUACAUGUGGAAGUGGAAGAUACAUCUCCCAACAGAUGUGCGGCUAGUUUCAAGGUGCUAGUGGUGUCACCACAGUUUGAAGGCAAACCACUGCUACACAGACACAGGAUGGUGAACUCCUGCUUGGCGAAGGAGCUGGAGGUGAUUCAUGCCUUUGAGCAGAAGACGCUUACACCAGAGCAGUGGGAGAAACUGAAAGCACAGUGACCUCUCGUAUACGCAUGCACCCGCACGAACAGUGUUUUCCUUCAUUUUCAUGGGUUGAAGUGAGGGAAAGGAGGGUGUUCUGGAAUUCACAAGGCUUCCUGAACACAUCUGCAUCCUGAAACUAUUAAUCAGAUUUAUGCAGUUAGCCAAUGUUCUGACUGACAGAUCAAGUGUAUCAUAGUGUUGGAAAUUUUAUUUGCUAUUUCAUUUUUUAUUUUUGCGCCUGUGAUUCAUAAAGCAAAAACUGGCUCUAAUAAAAUCAAAUAGAACUCCU
Messenger RNA from Anguilla rostrata (American eel), 705 nucleotides. RefSeq lists its product as uncharacterized. The record is from RefSeq and is a predicted model, not a curated record. Gene Ontology annotation, molecular function: 2 iron, 2 sulfur cluster binding. The coding region runs from base 171 to 431 and encodes 86 amino acids. The transcript has 3 exons. Gene Ontology annotation, cellular component: nucleus; cytosol. NCBI's taxonomy places the organism in Eukaryota, Metazoa, Chordata, Actinopteri, Anguilliformes, Anguillidae. Gene Ontology annotation, biological process: intracellular iron ion homeostasis.